Messenger RNA from Anopheles cruzii, 1862 nucleotides. RefSeq names its product vanin-like protein 1. NCBI's taxonomy places the organism in Eukaryota, Metazoa, Arthropoda, Insecta, Diptera, Culicidae. Gene Ontology annotation, molecular function: hydrolase activity, acting on carbon-nitrogen (but not peptide) bonds, in linear amides. Bases 1 to 1710 code for a protein of 569 amino acids. The record is from RefSeq and is a predicted model, not a curated record. The transcript has 4 exons.
AUGGACAACACAAAUAGGUUUCGUAAAGCGGUGGUAGCGACCUGUCUAAUGGUCCUCUCGCAACUUGGUUCAACGGUAUCAUCGUACGACUACGCAGACUACUCCGAACGUACCCUUGACGAGACGGUGCCCCUUCAGCGAUCGACAGUCGAUAGUGAAAGCUAUGUUGUGUCAGUUGUAGAAUUUCGACCAGAGCAGAUGACCAUGCCCAUCGAAGAGCGCACGAAGCUUCACCUGGACGAGUACAGCAAGUUGAUCCGAUCGCCCAAAGCGAGGCCGUCGGACAUUAUAGUGUUCCCGGAGCUAACACUCAACUCCCUAUCCGAUCCGGUGUUCGUGCCGGAGCCCAGCCAACGUGUGGUGCCGUGUGACGAUCAUGGCAGCAUUUUGGUGACACUCUCUUGUCUUGCCCGCGAAGUGCAAAAGUAUCUGGUGAUCAACCUGUCGGAACAGUUCUACAUUCAGCAGCUGGCCGAAACCGUGCGCUACAACACGGAUGUGGUGUUCGAUCGCAACGGCACCGUUAUCGCUCGCUACCGGAAGUAUAAUCUGUUCAGGGAGGCGGGCACCAGCAUCCCAGCCGCGCCCGAGCUGGUCACAUUCGAGACCGACUUCGGCGUACGGUUUGGUGUUUUCACCUGCUUCGACAUCCUGUUUUCACAGCCGACUCUGCAGCUGAUCAAACAGGGGCUACGUGAUUUCGUGUUCCCGGCGUUCUGGACCUCGGAACCGCCGUUCCUGGCGUCGACGCAAAUUUUCGAAAGCUGGGCCUAUGCGAUUGAUGCCAAUUUGAUCGUUUCCGGGACGAACUACGAUCUGUCUGGAGCCACCGGUACGGGUGUGUUUGCCGGCCGCAAUGGAGCACUGCUGGCCCACUUUACCGGCGCUCCGACCAGAGAGCUGUACACUGUAACCGUACCAAAGUACGGGUCCCAAAGGAAGCCGUCGCAGUACCACUCGCUCACGAACGAUGUGCUGGAGGUACCGCAGCUUGACACGACCGGCCACCGAAUCCCAGGAUCUGAGCUCGAUCGAGUUGUGAUGGGGCGCGACUUUCUCGAACAAUUCACCACGCUCCAGCUAAACCCGAGUGCCGAGCAAGACACGAUCGGUGGGAUCGUUUGCAGUGGGUUCUUCUGUUGCGAUUUUACCGUCAGCCUGAGCCUCGACUACGAUCACCUCAUCACACACUACUAUCGCCUGGCUGUCUUCGACGGUGUACGCACUUUUCAGGGCUUUGCCGACGCACACGUUUCGAUUUGUGCGGUAAUUGCCUGCCGGAACCAAACCAUCGCCAGCUGUGGUCUGCUACUGGAGGACGCAUCACCCUAUUUCCAGCAUAGCCACAUUUCGAUUACGGGACAGUUCCAAGCAAACGGUACAUUGGCGAUGCCCAGCACACUGGACACGGCGAUGUACUCACUGGACGCCAGCCACUACAGGUUUUCAGGUGACAUCAACCGCACCACAAAUCUGCAGACAGUGACGAUGAAUCUUACCAGCCCAGCGAGCGAUCUGCAAACGUUCGGCAUUUAUGCGUUCAAUCACAAAAACUUUGAAUUUUUCAACCCGAUCGAGCUACCGGAAAGGAAUGGUGAGCAGCCGCCGCCACAGGACGACGGCGGUGCGGCCAGUUUGUUGAACCGGUCAACGUUUGUGAUUCUAAUUGGGGUACUAGCUGGAGUCUGCCAGUGGGCAACCACGGCCUAGCCUUCGUGAUGACACCACAUCCACAUCGCAAAGGGCUGCUAAACGAGAGGAUGGCGAUUCCAGAAAAGUGCACCCCGAAAACAUUUCAUUCCUCGCUCCUGUAUUUUUCGGGUUUGCCGACCCACAGCCUUUCCUACGCAGUAUUUUGAGUC